Penicillium olsonii is the source of this 2007-nucleotide messenger RNA. Lineage: Eukaryota; Fungi; Ascomycota; Eurotiomycetes; Eurotiales; Aspergillaceae. The record is from the annotation of a GenBank genome assembly.
AUGGUUGCGCCCGCUGUUCCUGAGAUCCAUGAGGAGGAGGAUAUCUACCUCGCAGUCGAUGCGCGCACAGAGUCCUUGCAGACCUUGCGAGAACUAGGCCCCCCAGAUCUGGCCUAUUUGGUCAAACAACCCAAGGCCAAUUCGACCCGCCAGACCGGUCUUUAUCAUCAUGUCACCGGAAUUGAUGCCUCCUCAUCCGCCAGCUUAGCUGCCUACGUCAACACCCUCACAUUCUCUCCCCUCGAUAAGACACAUAAAGUGGUAUCCGGAAUUUACUGCUGCUACAAUGCAUUCUCCCACCUCGAUAUGCGCGUUGAAGUGAAAAUCCCCGGAAGCUUGGAGAGCUACUGCAUUGACGAAAGGGGCGACAAGCGCGUGGCCACCGAUGCUCUCUGGCUGGAGACUUUCCUUUGCGCCGUUCUGAGAGCCUACCUUUAUGCGGACGAUGGAACUGGUGAUGCCGUCAAGAAGAUUGUUGGAGUCAGACGAUUCAACCCUGUGACUAACACAGAGAUGGAGCACAAGUUCUUGGAUGCCGCCGAAAAGCUGUUCUUCCUCGGACGCCAGUUGAGCUCUGACCCCGAAACACAAGUCCCCAACACCGUGAGCAAUCACCUUACCUCCGGAAUUCUCAAGUACAUCCAUACCACGGGCCGCUACACAUCUGGAAUCAACCUCUUUGAGAAACUUCGGACCCGGGAUGUGGAAGUCUCCUCGCUCCUGGCCCGCGUUCAGAUGAUGGCCGACGAGGAGGUGCAAGCCGUGCGCUUGAUGUACGAUGCUCUGCAAGACGUGCCGAUGGAUUACGCUUUACUGGAUUGCCAGGCGGAGUUCUGCCAAAACAAAGGCGAGGGCGAGAUGGCUCUUGAAUGCGCCAAGCGCGCGGUGACUGCUGCCCCCAGUGAAUUCAGCACAUGGGCUCGCCUCGCGGAGGUCUAUGUCAGCAUGGAAAAGUGGGAUCUGGCGCUUCUGACCCUCAACUCUUGUCCUAUGUUCACAUACCAAGAUAAAGAUACCCCUCGUAUGCCGCAACCAUCGCGAAUCAUGCUUCCCAUCCUUGCUGAAAGCAUACUGGACGAAAUCGACGAAGGCCAGCCCAAGCAGGGAGAUCCCCACGACUACGUCCAUCCUUCUCUGCGCAAGAUCCACGCCGCCAACUACCAGGGCACCUUCCUGAAGGCCUACAACCUGCUGACCAAGAUCGCGGCGGCCAUCGGAUGGGAUCAAUUACUCAAGGCCCGUAGUGAGGUAUUUGUCAUGGAAGAGGAGUACCGAGUCGAGCGUCAGCACGUGUCCAAGCCCUCUCACUCAGGAGACGGGGAGACGAAUGGAAAGAGCUCCGAGGACGACUCUGGCUCGGUGAACGGCCCUAAUGGGGAUGCAACAGGGAGCCACACUCAGAGUCCCCUUGAACGCCCCGAGCAGACAGUGGCCUCCGAGGUUGUGAAGUCCGGGAAUGAAGACCCCGAUCCAUCGCACAGCGCAUAUACCCAAUUCCAAAACAAGCGUCUCUGUGAGAGAUGGCUGGACAACCUCUUCAUGGUCCUCUACGAGGAUCUCCGUAUCUACACUAUCUGGAGAACCGAGAUGGCCCAGUUCCGCCAGCAGGCGAUGGAGUACAAGAAGUCCGCAACGGAGUGGGAGAUCCUCGGUGAACUCGCCCAGCGACUCCACCACUUCGACGAGAGUGUCGAGGCGUACCAAAGCUGCCUCGCUACUCGCUUCUCGCCCAAAGCCAUGCGCGGCGUUCUGAAGCUCUACGAGCAGCGCAAUGAUACCCGGGCCAUGCUCGGCGCUUUGAUUCGUCUGAUCGCCUGGCAGUACCGCUGGUACUCGGAGUUCUCCCCCGAGCUGCUGUUCAUGGUUCGUAAGCUCAUUGAAGACGAGGGUGCCGUCAAGGUCCGCAGCAUUGUUCAAGCGACCAACUUGCCUCAGGCUGUCUUGGAUCUCACGCAUCAGUACUGCCAGCUGUGUGCGACCUUCCGCAGCAGCGGAAGUGAUACUUAA